AUGGCCUCAACCGACCAGAGGAAGCAUAUUGUGAUAAUUGGAGCUGGGGCUGCAGGAAUGGCUUGUGCUAGCACGCUUGCUCAGCAUCCCGAAAAAUUCAAAGUCACCAUGAUUGAACGGAUGGGUGUAACAGGAGGUCAAGCAACAUCCAUAUCUCUAGACAAAGAUAAAUUUGGCACUGACUGGAUGAAUGAUGGUGUCCAAGGUGGCUCACCUAUUUUCAAACAUACCUGCGAGUUCUUCAAACGAUAUGGUCAUGAAGCUCAAGGUAUCAAACUCCAAGUCGCAUUCGGAAAAGGCAAAGAUGGAUUCUGGACCAACUGUUUCCCGAGUCAUCUUGUGGAACGCUUCUCGAGCGAUAUCAAGAAAUUCGGAAAAGUGUUGAAGAUUAUCAAGUGGACGAUGCCUGUAAUAGGUGUAAUUCCUAUUCGAAUCAUGCUCAAGAUGUUCUUUUUCAGCAAAGAUUUUGGUGAUAAGAUGGUUUAUCCUCUGAUCGCUCUGUUCCUCGGUACGGGCAACCAAACCGCCAAUGUAUCUUGCGCCAUAUUAGAGCGUUUAUUUGAUGACAAGAAUAUGAAACUUUGGGACUAUGAUCCAGAUACGCUUUUACCAAACUUACCUCAAAUGUUGACAUUUCCCAACCUGCACAAUUUUUACGAAGAUUGGAGGAAAGAUCUCGAAUCGAAAGGUGUUGAUAUUCGCCUUCGAACUGAUGUUACGGAGAUUAUUCAGCGAGAUGCAAAGGGUGUUGUGAUGAGCACGCGGCCGUUUAAUCCUGAUGCAAAUGAUAGGAAGGGAAAACAUACAGGGCCAACCUCAAAGACAGAAACAUUCGAUGAAUUGGUGAUGUGUGUAUUAGCAGAUGAUGCACUCAAAAUUCUUGGUAGGACCGCCACUUUAAAGGAGAAAUUCGUGCUUGGAGGUGCCAGCUCCGACCAUGAAUAUUUCCGCAAACACUACGAAACUGAAUUCGACCCCUCUCUCUGCGCUGAACCAAAAUCCCGCGCUCAAAAAGACCAAAUCGCUUUUUCGAAAGGCGAACAACGCGGUGUCGAUAAUGAACCAAGUGGUUACCGACCCAUGUAUUACACAAAAUCCUACGCCCACGACCCUACCAAAAUCGAAAUGUCUUUCGACUGCACAAACUACCAACACCAAUUCCGACGCGACCACGCCUCCGAGACCGCACCCAUACCUUAUAAACAACACGUCUUCCAAUCCAUCUUCCUCGACGCCUCCAACCGCGACGCCUGGACCAUCGACGAGAUAUCCCCCGAUAAAAUCAUCCAGAAGAAAUGGUGGCAUCAGCUUGGACAUCGCUGGCAACAUUAUGCCCGUGUCGUGCCGGGUAUGAUGUGGAUUAAUGGGAAAAAUCGUACUUGGUUUGCUGGGAGUUGGACUUUGGUUAAUAUGCACGAACUAGCCCUUGUAUCAGGCAUAGCAGCCGCCUAUAGGCUAGGAGCCGAAUACGUGAAAUUUGAUGAUUUUGCCGAGGAAUUUUUUGGUAAUUACAUGCUUGUAGCGCAUGGGUUUAGGUAUAAGGCGGAGGAAAAGAGGAGGAAGCAGAAGAGUCAGUAG
Sclerotinia sclerotiorum 1980 UF-70 is the source of this 1578-nucleotide messenger RNA. RefSeq lists its product as hypothetical. The transcript is spliced from 4 exons. Bases 1 to 1578 code for a protein of 525 amino acids. Lineage: Eukaryota; Fungi; Ascomycota; Leotiomycetes; Helotiales; Sclerotiniaceae. The record is from RefSeq and is a predicted model, not a curated record. Gene Ontology annotation, molecular function: oxidoreductase activity.